Messenger RNA from Lasiodiplodia theobromae, 2601 nucleotides. Its product is annotated as Transcription factor c6. The record is from RefSeq and is a predicted model, not a curated record. Bases 1 to 2601 code for a protein of 866 amino acids. NCBI's taxonomy places the organism in Eukaryota, Fungi, Ascomycota, Dothideomycetes, Botryosphaeriales, Botryosphaeriaceae. The transcript has a single exon.
AUGGUCGGCAUUGGCCAGGCAGCAAUUGGGCUGCUGCUCGCGAGAGUAGCAGCAGCUCAGAGCUUCACCAACACAUCUACGCCAGCCGCCGGAAACAACAGCACGGAGACAUGCACGUACUCUCCAUCUGACUGCGCGGCACGCAGUAGUGUCCUGUCAUGCCAGGCACUCCACACUUCAUGGUACUCGGACCGGAACUCCUGGACGGCCUCAGUCACAACGUCAUCAUCCCCGGCCUAUUCGUACGAAUACAGCUCAGUGAUAUGGCUUGGGAAUCAAAGCACCUCGCUCUCGACCCUCUGUGAUGGUGUCCUCCGGGGAGGAAAGCCGCCCGCAAUCACGUCGACCUCAACGACCACGUUUUACGAAUACUUCCCGCAAUACCCAGUUCCCGAGCCCACGUGCACGUACGACUACAAUGCCUGCGCGCUGCUGAUAUCCGAAUACCGCGACGCACCACGGGGACCGACAGCAUCGGUGGCGCCUCGAUAUCCGGCGUGCGCGUGGGACACGGAAGAAUGCUUCAACCCCGCAGGUGCAAUUUGCCCGAUAAAAGUAGGAGAGGUAAAACUCAUCUACUGGCCGCAGUCCAAGGACCCGAGCAAGCUUUGCGCAAACAGCACGUCCGAGCUCCCCGCCUCAAUCACUGCAUCUCCCACGGGACCGCCAGUCACAACCGUCAUCGGCAGCUACACGCUCACCUCGCCCACCGUCUACCUCUCAUACCCGUACAUGGAAGCCCUGCUCUGCUGGAAGUCCUUCCGAGACAUCAUCGUGCCGCUCACCAACCCCGCCGACCUCUCCAGCAUCAGCUUCGUCUCGCCCGCGCAAUCCAGCAAAACCAUGUCCUUCAACUGGGACGACCUCAACUCGCCCGUGCCCCUCGCCGCGUACAAGGGCCAGCAGUCCUGCGUCGAGAUCUGGAACACGGUCCGCACCCCCUUCGACAACUGCAGCACCGUCUACGACGACUAUAACCCGUGGCUCGUCCUGCCGACGAAUCCGUUGGUGUACACGGAUAUCGAUCCGCGCUUCAAGAACUGCACCAGCAUACAGUACUCCAAGUACGUCAUCGAUCCGCCCCUCGCGCUGACGACGGCUGGAUUGCUUGUCCCCGAGCCGUCGUCGGCGCCACCCGUCACGUCGAGGCCUGAAGCUACAGGGCCUGCAUCUGAGACGGCCAGUCCGGCGCCGGAGCCUGCGCCGCCGACUGUGACGGCGACGACUACUCAGGCUGUGCCGGUUACGCAGCCGACGGCGGACCCGGAGGACCCUGCGGAUCCGCCUUCAGAUCCUCCAGCCGACCCUCCAGCCGAUCCAGCUGAUCCUCCAACGACGACCGGAGGUGGUGGACAAGGAGGAGGAGGCCUCGGUCCGAUCAUAUCCCAAAUCGCCUCCAGCGCCGCCGCUGGCCAGCCCAACAACCCCCCAGCCGAUGACCCCGCUGCUCCUCCAGCAAACGACAACGACCCCAGCACCCCAGCCGACCCCGGCUCCAACAACAACAACGACAACAAUCCCCCACCCCCCGUCGUGACCAUCAUCCCCGCCCCCGACCCCUCCUCAAACCCCUCAGACCCCUCAGACCCCUCCAACCCCGACAACAGCGGCAGCGGUGGCAACACCGGAGGUGACCCUGUCGUCGUUGCCUCCCCAGCAAACGACCCCGCCAACCCGGGCGCCGUCGUCGUCAUUGCCGGUCCAGCCGGAGGCGGCUCUGACCCUGCCGCCGGCGCAUCGACAACGACGACCCUCCUCCCCGGGGCCACGGGCGUCGUCCUUCCUGGCGGCGCUGGCGCGGGAUCCGGCGCCGUCACUGUCGCUGUGCCGAGUACAGGCGGCGCGGUGGUGGUGGGUGGGUCGGAGACGGUUGCGGUACCUACCGCAGCGGCUGGUGGUGCUGGUGUUACGGCUGCGGGUGGGACCGUGGGUGGGACAGGGGCGGGAGAGGUGGGCGCGGUUAUUACGGGGGCUGAUGGCGCGGUUGUGACGGCUGUGGUGGCGGGGACGGCGGAUGGGGGAGCUGGAGGAGGAGGAGGAGGAAGCGGGAGCGUGGUUGUGGUGGGGGGCGUGACGGUUACGGCUGGUGGGGCGGCGGUGACGGUGGCGGGGGUGGGGGUGGUUAGUGCUGUGAGUGGUGGUGGUGGUGUUGUGGUGGAUGGGGGGUCGACGGCGGCGUUUUCGACGAUUGGGUCUGGAUCUAGUGGAAGUGGCGGCAGCGCGGUGGUGGUUACGCUGGGCGGGGAGGUUGAGACGGCGUCGGCUGGGCCUGGGGGUAUCGUGGUGGUGGAUGGGACGACUUUGACGGUUGGAGGUGCUGCGGCGACGGCGAGCGAUGGGGUGGUGGUGAGUGCGGCGAGUGGGGGGAUAGUGGUGGAUGGGACGACGGUGCCGUUUGGGAGUUCGACAUCUUCGGGUACGGCAGGAGCUACGACGACAGGGGCUGCGGAUGAGAGUUCCUCUACUGCUUCGGGAACUUCGGAUGGAGAUUCAGCGCCAGCCUCCAGUACGAGCUCCAGUGGUGCGGCGCCUGCAUUGGGCGAUGGCAAGAUGUGGACUGUCCCAAUUCUUUUGUCGCCGGUGAUGAUCUUCUUAAGGUAA